This is a messenger RNA of Pimephales promelas (fathead minnow), 2622 nucleotides long. It is a transcript of the gene gpr34b, whose product is annotated as G protein-coupled receptor 34b. Gene Ontology annotation, cellular component: membrane. Gene Ontology annotation, molecular function: G protein-coupled purinergic nucleotide receptor activity. The record is from RefSeq and is a predicted model, not a curated record. Gene Ontology annotation, biological process: G protein-coupled receptor signaling pathway. NCBI's taxonomy places the organism in Eukaryota, Metazoa, Chordata, Actinopteri, Cypriniformes, Leuciscidae.
CUGGUCCACAGCUGUGCUGUUCUGUAAGUUUACCAAGGAACUAAAAACGGAAGUUUGCAAAGACAGUUCUGAGAAGAUAUUAGGCAGAGGCAUUUAACAGAAUUAUGGACAGAAUUAACAAGGAUUUGAUUAUGCACAUGCAAAGAUGAGCAACAAUCUUCAAAACUUUCCCAAUGUGUCACCGACCAGCAUGUCAAAAAAUCCCCAGCAAGACUGCCAGAUGGACAACUCCAGCUUGCGGGUUCUGCUGGCUAUUUUGUACGCACUCUUCUUCCUGUUUGGGUUGGGUGGUAACCUGCUAGCUCUUUGGGUGUUUCUGCGAGUACAUCCAAAGAAAAACUCUAUUCGCAUUUUUCUCAUUAACUUGGCUCUGGCUGACUUACUUCUUGUGAUAUGCCUGCCUUUCCGAGUGGUGUACCAUUCCAACCAUGACCGGUGGGUGCUGCCGUCAUUACUGUGCAGGACAGUGGGUAACAUCUUUUACAUGAACAUGUACAUUAGUAUAGUGUUACUGGGCUUCAUAAGUGUAGACCGUUACUUGAAGUUACAGAGGGUAACCUGCAGACGGGUGUUUCUGCAGAGCCGGUGGAGUGCUCUUCUCUGCUGUGUCAUCUGGAUUGUGUCACUUGCUGCAAUAACGCCACUUAUUGUCCAGACUCCAGAGAAUGUUGAACCCCAACAGUGCUUCCAAUAUAAAAAUCUGCAAAACUCCAAAUGGAAAGCCUAUUUCAACUUUGCCGUCGUGGGUAUAUUUUGGGUGGUCUAUGGUGCGUUGGUAAUCUGCUAUGGAAGGAUUGGAAUGAAGCUCCUUACAACCUCCAGAAAGAAACCAGAUUUCCCAAACGCAGCCAAGUAUAACAAAACAGCAUGGAAAUCCUUCUUCGUGCUCCUCCUCUUCACAAUAUGUUUUGUGCCCUACCACUCAGUGAGGAUUUUCUAUAUUAUGUCACAGAUGGAAACUGGCAUAUCUUGCGACAGGAUAAAUGUGUUGGAUAAAACCAAUGAAGUAGUUCUACUACUAUCUGCACUUAAUAGCUGUUUGGAUCCAGUUAUGUACUUUUUGUUGUGUAGUUCUGUUCGCAAAGUGAUGCUGAAAAUCAUCUGUAAUUGCUUCUGUCAGCAAAUCACCAGAGGACAGAUCAGUUCUAGUGACUCUCCUAAAGAACGGUCAAAAAUCAGUGUAGUUGUGCCUAGGACAGACACCCAGGAGGUCAAAACAUCAAGUCUGAGGUUCAAUGAGAGUUCUUCAAACAUAUGAACCAUGUCCAAAAGCACAACAAAGUUAAAUGAAACAUAGUUAUAUGUUGUGAACAGUGUAAAGUGUAUUUCCUUUUGUUAACCAUCAAAAACACCAUUUUAAAAAAAAUAAUAAAAUACAGUUAUUUUAAUGUGUUUUACAAAAAAAGAUCAAACAAAAGUAGUUACACUUUACAACAAGGUUCAAUAAUUUAACAUUGUUUAUUGCAUCAUUAACUAACAAAGAACACAUUUUGAAAGCAUGUAUUUAUCUAGGUUAGUUAAAUAAUAAUAAAAGUGUAACUAAAUUGAAAAUAUUGUUUAAGUGAACUAUUGUUUGUUGUUAAUUCAUUUUUGUUCAUUAUACAUGAAUAUCUAUUUUUUCAUACAUUAUACAUUAUUAAUAUAUGUGAAUGAAAUGAUUAGCGGAUUUAACUCACCCUCCCCGCCCCAGAGCUAGGUCAUCUUACAUUUCAAACAGUUGGUGACAAACAUUAAGCAAAGGCAACAACUCUACUAUAUUAUGUAGACAACAGGACGUCGUUAGAAUGGCCUUAGAAAUCAAGAUUUCAGGGCAAAAAAUGCUUUUGUAUGAUUUUUUGUCUCAAAUUUAAAUAAUAUAAUAAGCCAAUAAACCGUUACGCAAUAUCAGUGAUGAGAGCAAUAUCACACGAGUGCUGUUUUUGUCUCAAAUAACAAUAGUGAAAAUGUGAUAUUGAUUUUAUUCACCAAUUCAAUAAAUACAAAGUUAAUAUUGUGAUAUUUUAGACAGAAUAUUGUCUGUUUUUGCUCAAUUUUGCCAAUGAAAAUAUUACCUAAAAAGGCAGAGCAGAACUGUUGUGCACAUCCGAACAACACACAGCAGUGUUUAGUUUCUGAACGAAUCUGUGUUUUGAGCAAAUCAUUCAGGUGAAGCAGAUUUAGUGACCCCUUCAUAAAGAGAGCCAUUUUACGUCAUUCAUGAAUUCGCCGUUUAGACGAAUAGAAUGAAUGACUCAAUCACUUACUUAUUUAGGCAUUUACCUGUCAGUUUUACUUUCUUAUUUAGAGUUUCACUUCAUGAAAAAAAAACUAUUCAUUUUAAUUCUGUUUAUUAAAGGAGCUGUAUGUAAGAUUGUGGCCAAAACUGGUACUGCAAUCACUUUCAAAUGACUGUAGAGCGGUGCAUCCCCUCCCCCUCCUCCCUGACUCGAGGUUGCCAGAUCAGCUGCAGGAUCCAGCAACACUAUAACUAGAGUAUAUAGUGGUAACUAGAGCAGAGCUGGCAACCCGGAUGGCACAACACUACUGACUUCCUGAUUGGUAGAUAGGGGGAGGGUGGAGCAUCAGACCAAAACACAACAUGACAACAUCAACAUCAGUUGAGGUCUGCAACUUCACUUUUUA